Messenger RNA from Ctenopharyngodon idella (grass carp), 4230 nucleotides. It is a transcript of the gene lingo2b, whose product is annotated as leucine rich repeat and Ig domain containing 2b. Gene Ontology annotation, molecular function: protein binding. The transcript has 2 exons. Lineage: Eukaryota; Metazoa; Chordata; Actinopteri; Cypriniformes; Xenocyprididae. Bases 1685 to 3514 code for a protein of 609 amino acids. The record is from RefSeq and is a predicted model, not a curated record.
AUGAUUUUUAAAUUUCCAGCAAUGGAACGCAUUUUUAUCACUUGCCAUGGUGGCAACUCUCAGACAGGUUGUAGCCUAAAGCUUUCAGGGGCGAUGUGGAUUGAUGUAAUUGGCAGACGUAGUGCUCUGCAAAUUCAAACGAGAGCCAAUUAACAGCAUCAGAAUAGCAUCUCUUUAAUAAUCGGCCUUUAAAUGGCAGGAGGCAUCGUGCACAUCAAAAACCGACAAAGAAACAAAUAUUUGCUGCUAACGUAUUCUAGCUUUCUAGAGAAAAUAUUCAGAUGUAACCCUAUUUGUAAUCGAUAACAUUUACUAACUGUAAUUUAAUUACACAGUUUUUUCUCAGUAACUGUUACAGAUUACAGUUACAUUUAUUUUGUAAUUAAAUUACGUAACGCUACGUUACUCCCCAACACUGAUUAUCAUUGACAUAGUGAAGCCACAUGUCUAAAUUAGGCCUAUUCAGUACAUUAGAGGGAAAUAGACACCAUUAUUCAGUGCAUGCAGGUCAAUCUGUAGCUAUAUUGGUUAUGAGAGUGCUCCACGGUGGCUUACCAGUUCACUGAAAACUGUCUGCCCUAUUUUUCAGCCCAAAAUUAUGACCACUUCUCUUUAGGGCCAUUUUGGAGCAAUAAAGGGAAAAAGAUUCCUUUAUGAUUUCAUACUAUUACUAAUUAAUUGAGAGUAUGUGCACGUAACCUUUCCCCAAACAAUGCUUUGAUAGUUAUAUUUUCAAAGCAAUUACUACUCUCAUGUCUCUUUCAUGAGAAACACAUGAUCUUGUAGUAUGAAACAGUGUGCAUUGUGUCUAAGGGGACAUUUAAAAGAUUGAAAAACAGCCUAAAAGCGAGAAGCAUUUAUAAUCAGAGCUUCUGGAACGGUCAGAGGAUGUUAUGAGAUGUAAUUAUCCAAAGCUUUGGCUUCUUCGAUGGAAAACAUUCAUUUUUAAUUGCAAUGCUAAAUGGUUGUAGUUUAGAUGCAGGUUUAAAUGAUGCAUUCUCAUGCAAGAUAGAUACCUCAUAACAUGUAAAAGUUCCCUUGCUGGUGAUCCUUAUGUGAGAGGCUUUAACUGUCUGUUUGAUUUUUAUAUUGUUUGAAAUAAGGGGUGUAUUGCAACCCAUUUCAUGUUGGUAGGGAAAGUCAGUCAAUGAAUUAGUAUAACAAGCGGUUAAAUUGUCAUUAUAUAAAAACAUACAAUUAAAAUAUCUCCUUUUUUUUUUUUCCUUUAUCUGAUUUUAUAUUGUUAUGGCUAUUUUAUUGUCUUUGUUUUACAGCUCCUAUCUGCUCUAAUUAUUUGGUGAUUUUUACAUAGGCAUAAAACAUUUAAACAGAUACGGUUAAAGUCAGUCUAUGUAUCUGAUUUAAAUUACACAUUUGUGAUCCAAAUCUAACAGACCUGUGGAAUGCCUGCCUUUUGCUUUCCUCCAUUAUUGAUUUCGAUUGGCAAAGCAAGACUUGUGCCAAGGGAGCAUGGGGUUUCCAUGGUUAUGGCAUGUUUGGAGAAGUCUUUCUGAAAGCAGGUUUUGUGUGUGUGUGUGUGUGUGUGUGAGUGUGCGUAUGAGAGACAGAGAAAGAGACGAUCGAUGCACCACAGGGUUCCUAUCAGCUAGAAUCAGGAGAGGUCUUGCACAGAGGAGGUGUUGGGAAAUUGGGAUGGAACAAAGGACCUGAAGUGCAUGUGGCCAUGCUGUUCUCUCCGUUCUUGUGUGCUCUGGGGCUCUCCCUCCUGCCACUCCUCCUGUUUCAGUGCCCCGCCCACGCCUGCCCUGCCCGCUGCGAGUGCUCUGUGCCCACGCGUUCUGUGUCAUGCCAUCGCAGGAAGUUAGCGCAGGUGCCUGAGGGCAUCCCUAUAGAGACGAGGGCAUUGGACCUCAGUAAAAACCGGCUGCGCAUUGUGACUCCACAGAACUUCUCCUCGCUGCUAUUGCUGGAGGAGCUGGAUCUCAGCAACAACCUGCUGUCAUCUGUUGAACCCGGCAGCUUUCGCGCCCAGCCGCGGCUGCGCUCCCUCCGGCUGCGCAGCAAUCAGCUGACUCUCCUGCCGCGUGGGGCACUGGCUGGCCUCAGUGAGCUCACUCUGCUGGAUGUCAGCCAAAACCGUCUUGUUAUUCUGCUGGACUACGGCUUUGAGGAGCAGCGGAGGCUGCGGGUACUAGAGCUGAGUGAUAAUGAGCUAGUGUUUAUUGCCCCACGGGCGUUCAGUGGCCUGGCGUCCCUGCGCUCUCUGACGCUGCAGCGCUGCAACCUGAGCACAGUGCCCACACAUGCUCUCGCACAUCUGCACGGCCUGACCAUCUUGCGGUUGCGCGACUUGGGCAUCGCGGAGCUUCAAGCACACGCCUUUAAGGGUCUGCCGCGACUAAAACACCUGGAAGUGGACCGCUGGCCUUUGUUAGAGGGGUUUCCGACCUCCACUUUGCAGGGGCUGAACCUCAGCACACUGUCCAUUACCCACACCAACUUGACGUCCGUGCCAGCUGUGACGCAUCUGUUGUAUCUAACACAUCUCAACCUGUCUUACAGCCGUAUACGGGUCCUGCCAGCAGGGUGGUUGCGGGGAAUGGACCGACUGGAAGUUGUACGUGUGCGACAGGCUAACCUGCUCAGUGUGGAACCUCAAGCCUUUCAAGGAGCCUCCUCGCUGCGUAUUCUUGACCUUUGUUACAACCGUCUCUCCACGCUUGAGAGGAGCGUUUUCCCUGCUUCCGAGGCCCUGCAGAAUCUUCUGAUUGGUCAGAACCCGCUAGUGUGCGACUGCCGUCUACGCUGGCUCCUGGAGAGGACUCCACCUUUGCUGUACGGGGAUGUUCAACCUGAAUGUAGUGCUCCUGCCCCCUUGGCUGGGAAGCCUCUUAGGGACCUGGCAGAAAAUCAAAAUCAAAUCUCUCGCUAUGUUAUCUGCACCAAACCCAGGGUCAUCUCCAUGGCAACUUACCCGGCACAGGCGGAAGAAGGGCAGAGAGCUUGGCUAUAUUGCAGUGCGGACGGGGCUCCACCGCCCUCUGUGUCAUGGCUGACACCGCACAGGCGGCACAUUACCACAAAGAGUACGGGAAGAGUGGUGGUCCACACCAAUGGCUCACUGGAGUUCCGCAUGGCAGAGCCUCAGGAUAGCGGCAUGUAUGUGUGUGUGGCAUCGAACCCAGCGGGCAAUGCUACUCUGUCUGUAAUGCUCGCUGUUAAAAGCUCGGGAAUCAGGGACAGAGCCCUUUACGCCAACCGCAGCUUUCUUUUUGACCCCGACUACAACAGCUCCUUGAUUAAUGGCACAGAGGAAUACACCAUCAGGGUAGUGCUGGACUUCACCACCAUCCUGGUCUCCACAGCAAUGGGCUGCCUCAGCUUCCUAGGCGUCGUUUUGUUCUGUUUCUUGUUGUUGUUUGCAUGGAGCCGCGGCAAAGGGAAGCACAGAGGAAGCGUGGACAUUCAAUAUGUCCCACGAAAGAGGAAAGGUGCAAACUCAGAACUUACAGAAACAAGCGGGCCCAGACGAGUCAACAUGAAGAUGAUCUGAACUUCUUAACUAGCCGAGGAUUUCACGGGUUGCAUGGUUACGUGUGUGUCUGUUGGACUUUGUGAGUCUUUGGGUAUAUGUGCUGCAAAAGAUGCAAAGGAUGUAUUAAAUCAUGAGAGUUUACAUGUGGUAUCCCAAUGAAAAGAAAGCAAAAGAAAAACACCAAACCAUAUAAUGCGCGUCUUCUGCGAUGCUUUGUCUGUGGAAAGCAUUAUUUGGACAGUGCAGACGUGAUUUAGUUCAAGUUGUUGUAUAUAUUUCAUAUUGUGGGAAAGAAUGGUAUAUUUCUAUAUAUAUGAAUAUAUCUAUUUACAGAUACAUUACAAUUACCUUUCAAAACGCUGCAAAAACUCAAGUUGUCUUCCCCAAUAAGCAAAGUAUCUACUGGAAAAAGCCUCGGCAGUGCUGUGUUGUGAAGUGUUUGGUUUUGCUCAGAAUUCCUGUUCUCCUGGGACAUCCUCUUCUUAGCAGAACCUCCGGGGGAACCGGAGAGUUUUCUGCCAUUUUGUUGUAAAGAUGUUAAAAUGCAAGAAGCCGCUUGACAUGGUGGGUUCCAGGGGCUGUAUUUGUGACUCAGUGGAAGUCUGUGGAACUGUGUGAAAAUGUUCUUUUCUUUUCUUAUGUUCUGUCAAAUGCUGCUCAAAUGUUUUUACAUUCUAAAUAUCUUGUUAUAUUUUCCAAAGAAAAUAAAUAUAAAUCGUACAGCUUGAAAAGUG